AUGGAUAGCGCAUCUCCCAGGCGUCGGGCUUCAGUUGCUCGUCAUCUUUCCCUAGAACCCUCACCCUCCGCUCCUCGUCGGCUAUCCCAUGGAAGCAUAGACGCACUAGAAACCUCUGGCCACCAAAGGAAGCGCCGUCGGACCAGUCAUCCUGAGCGACAGGAGGAUGCGCCCCCGGAUGCAGUCGAUCUUACAACCACCGAGGACAUGGACCCUGUGUCGAGGACGCAAGCCAAACAACGAGCAGACGUUAUCCUCGCACAGCAGUCCCUAGAUCAUAACAAAGGGGAGUCUGUUCUACUUGCAUACAAGUGUCCCGUCUGCAUGGACACCCCGGUUGAUGCUACUAGUACUGCAUGUGGGCAUCUUUUCUGCCACAAGUGUAUUAUCGAUACCUUGAAGUUCAGCGAAGAACAGCGGUCGGAUAUGUCUGGAAAAGGCCCCCGGGGCACUUGCCCUGUGUGCAGAAAGUAUCUCUCGCGCAACGACUUGCCCGGUCCAAAGAGGAACCUCGUACCUCUACAGAUCAAACUUACUACUCGAAAGAGGAGAGAGACCGCGCAAUGA
Messenger RNA from Aspergillus niger, 567 nucleotides. RefSeq lists its product as uncharacterized. The coding region runs from base 1 to 567 and encodes 188 amino acids. The transcript has 2 exons. The record is from RefSeq and is a predicted model, not a curated record. Gene Ontology annotation, molecular function: metal ion binding. NCBI's taxonomy places the organism in Eukaryota, Fungi, Ascomycota, Eurotiomycetes, Eurotiales, Aspergillaceae.